This is a messenger RNA of Aphanomyces astaci, 771 nucleotides long. RefSeq lists its product as hypothetical. The record is from RefSeq and is a predicted model, not a curated record. NCBI's taxonomy places the organism in Eukaryota, Oomycota, Saprolegniomycetes, Saprolegniales, Verrucalvaceae. The transcript has 4 exons. Bases 1 to 771 code for a protein of 256 amino acids.
AUGUGGACGAAAAGCGGUUUACUGGACGGGAUUUUGAAAAGUCUACCGCACACCUUGACGGAUGAGAGCGCCGCGCAUCGUUCGUACGGCGAGGCGCUGCUCAACUGCUUCCGCGGCGGCGCGUUUUCCGCCCUCCUCGACAUCACGUUGAUCGUGGCGGGCGUGAGCAUUCAACACGUGCUGCUGCAUGCCGCUUUCACGCCGACGAGAUUUGUGGUGCCGACGUCGGCGCCGAUCUGUCGUCCGCUUCGCCAGUGCAGCAUAUCGGCGGGAUGGAACGGCACGGACUUGUUGCCAACGAUGCUGGUGUUGCCGUCGGCAAAGCAAGGCCGCUCGAGACGUCGUCGUCGGGGGGGACAUGUGUGGGGCAAUGAUGCCAUCUCCAAAGAUGGUGGCAAUCAUGCACCCUACCCCCUCAACCUGGACCUGGUUGUGAACACUCUCGAGCGGCCUCGCUUUGCCGACGGCAACACCAGCAUCAUUGGCAACAAGUCCGUGCCGUUCCAUCCCGCCGAUAUGCUGCACUGGCGAAGCGGACGACAGGCAUUCCUGCUGACCACGGUGCCCGAAGAAAAAAGCGCGUCACGCGCCUUCGACGACGCCGAAGGCGCUGUCUUGACUGGGGCCAUGUGGGUGUCUGAAAUCCUCGAAGGCAACAAGAUGCCUCCAUCGAAAUCUUUCGGCAUUCCGUGGACUCGACUUCGACCUCGAGGAACGAGAUGCCUCCAUCGCAACCUUUUGACGAUUUGCGCGGCACAUAACGAGUCUUGA